UCGCGGCCGGCGUUGAAAAAAGGGGGGCCCAAGCGGUUUAGGGCUAAGGCCGGCCUGUUCCAUCGUGCGGACUCGGCGGCCUCCGAGAAGGUCCGGUGGAGCAGGCCCGAGAGCUCGGAAAUAAAGAGCGGCGGGCGAUCAUCAGCCGAGCCGGCGGCGUGCCGGUGCCGGCAUGAGUCGCCCCGUCCACUGGAGCUUCUCGGGCGCUGGACUGCUCGGCGGCUACUUUGUCGGGGUGUGGGAACGGCUCGUCGCUGGCGACGUCCCAUCCGCUCUCUUCUGCCCCGCCCGCUCUCGCUUCGUGGGCACGUCGGCAGGCAGCUUUGUCGCGGUAGCGUGUGCGAGCGGCGUCUCGCAGGCGGAUGCGGCUGACACGUUCGCGCGGCUGCUGCAGUCCGUCCACAACGCGUCGCCUCUGCGCGGCGCGCUCGGUUGCGAACUCCUCUCGCUUGUGCGGCCAGAGCUCGAGGCGCUGCUGCCCGAGGACGCGCACGAGCGGUGCAGCGGCAGGGUCGAGGUCGCGCUCGUUGACUCGCGCAGCUUCCCGCGGCUGGUGGCGACGCGCCGCUCAACCUUUGAGUCGCGCUCGGACCUGGUCGACGCCUGCCUGGCGAGCGCGUACUUGCCCGGCAUCACAAGCAGCGCCCACCCGGCGCCCACGCACUUCAGCGGAUUGCUCGACGGCGGCAUCCUCGACAACUUUCCGCGCGGCUCGGAGCCCGGCAGCCGAACGAUCAUCGUCAGCCCGUUCGGCGGCGACUUCGACAUCAGCCCGACCUCCUCAGCCGACGGCUCGGACGCUGGCACGGCUCCGUGGCGCGUGCCCAUCUCACCGGGCGUCUGGAUCGACGUCGCCUCCGUCAAGCAGCUCCACCGCGUCGUCCGACUCGGCGAGCCGGCGGCUGCCGAGGAGCUGGUGCGGCAGGGCUUCGACGACUGCAGCCGCUUCUUGCGACGCAACGGUCACGUUUGAGCCUGCUCAGCAGAGAGCGUCCGUCCGCUUUCUCAAACGGAGGAGUGUGUGCUCCGUGUCUCGCUGAGAUGGGUGAAGGUGGGGAGAGAGGGAGAGAGAGAGUUCGUCCGCCCUUCACAUUAGAAUUUGCAUCCCAUUUUUAGUAGACAACGUACGAGAC
This is a messenger RNA of Emiliania huxleyi CCMP1516, 1133 nucleotides long. RefSeq lists its product as hypothetical. The record is from RefSeq and is a predicted model, not a curated record. NCBI's taxonomy places the organism in Eukaryota, Haptophyta, Isochrysidales, Noelaerhabdaceae. Gene Ontology annotation, biological process: triglyceride catabolic process; lipid homeostasis. Bases 173 to 973 code for a protein of 266 amino acids. Gene Ontology annotation, cellular component: lipid droplet; membrane; cytoplasm. Gene Ontology annotation, molecular function: triacylglycerol lipase activity. The transcript has 3 exons.